This is a messenger RNA of Penicillium cataractarum, 213 nucleotides long. RefSeq lists its product as uncharacterized. The record is from RefSeq and is a predicted model, not a curated record. The coding region runs from base 1 to 213 and encodes 70 amino acids. The transcript has 2 exons. Lineage: Eukaryota; Fungi; Ascomycota; Eurotiomycetes; Eurotiales; Aspergillaceae.
AUGGCCGCACAAAUCGUUGAUAAGCAUGGUAAUGCUAUUCACGAAGGCGACUACGUAUUCACUAGGAUUCGUGGCGGAUCACAUGAAGGGAAGGUACAAGAAAUUGUUACGGAUGAGCAACGAGCAGAAGAGACAGAAGUGAAGCAUCCUCCCAAGGUCAGCAAGGAGAAUCGUAAUCCUACGAGAGCGAGAGUUGUUGACAGGAGUACUUAG